This is a messenger RNA of Talaromyces proteolyticus, 543 nucleotides long. Its product is annotated as conidial pigment biosynthesis scytalone dehydratase Arp1. Gene Ontology annotation, biological process: melanin metabolic process. Gene Ontology annotation, molecular function: scytalone dehydratase activity. NCBI's taxonomy places the organism in Eukaryota, Fungi, Ascomycota, Eurotiomycetes, Eurotiales, Trichocomaceae. The transcript is spliced from 4 exons. The record is from RefSeq and is a predicted model, not a curated record. The coding region runs from base 1 to 543 and encodes 180 amino acids.
AUGGCCCCAUCCAUGAAAACCGAGGUCGAGAACCCUAAGUUUGUGAGCGCAAAGAAGCCUAAUUUGGACAUCAGCCUUCAAGACUAUCUUGAACUAUCAAAGGUCGUCUUUGACUGGGCGGACAGUUAUGACUUCAAGGACUGGGAACGCUUGAGAGGCAUUAUUGCACCGACAUUAACUGUUGACUACACCCAGAUAGGCCUCAGUCGCUGGGAGUCAAUGGACGCCGAGGAAUACAUGGCUAUGGUGACUGAUCCAGGAUUCUUAGGUGAUCCGACAGUUAAAACUCAACACCUUCUUGGUGCAACGUGGUGGGAGAAAAUUUCCGAGACAGAGGUCAUAGGUCAUCAUCAGCUGCGUGCAGCCCAUCAGGUAUAUACUGACCCAAGUCUCAAGACGGUCAGAGUCAAAGGUCAUGGCCAUGCGACGAACGAACACUACUACCGCAAAGUGAAUGGUGUGUGGAAGUUUGCAGGUCUGAAACCGACUGUGAGAUGGAAUGAAUACCAAUUUGAAGAGGUAUUCAAAGCUUGCCAUCAUUAG